Lineus longissimus is the source of this 1710-nucleotide messenger RNA. RefSeq names its product craniofacial development protein 1-like. The transcript has 7 exons. Bases 98 to 1375 code for a protein of 425 amino acids. The record is from RefSeq and is a predicted model, not a curated record. Lineage: Eukaryota; Metazoa; Nemertea; Pilidiophora; Heteronemertea; Lineidae. Gene Ontology annotation, cellular component: Swr1 complex.
UGACUACUGCGCAAGCGCAAAGUUGUUACUUCCGGUCAAUUAAAUUUACCCUCAGCUAAAUUUUGUAUGCUAUAAAACGUCGUUUAUUUCACCAAAAAUGUCUGAUUCUGACGAUUACGAUGAAAGUAGUGACGAAGAUUACGUGCCUAAAGCUGAAGAUGUGAGUGAAGAGGAAGAAUCUGGUGAAGAUGAAGACUUGGACCCAGCAGCUGGGGACGAAGGUGCUGCAAGCAACGGUGCUGAUGGGUUAACCAAAAAGGGAAAGAGGAAGAAAAACGGAGAAACUAUCAAAAGGCAAAGAAAGGGUGGCAUAAAACUAGAAGGUGAAGCUGAAGAGGAUACCGAAGAUGAUGAGGAAGAGAGAAAAGAGAAAGAAGAGAAAGAUAAAAUCAUAAACGAGGAAGUUGCGAAGGAAAUGGAAUUAAUGAAGGAGAAGGAAGAGACAAAGAAAAUUGAUGAUCUCUGGUCAAGCUUUCUCGGUGACGUGAAACAAAAACCUAAAUCUGCCAUGGCGUCAAAGAGUUCAGCUUGUCCAAGUACCAGUAAACCUGGUUGUUCAGGAUCUCUUGCAAGUUUAUCAAAGCCAGUCUCAUUAAGUCUAUCAUCAUCGUCUACAAAAUCCACGUCAUCACCUCCAAGUGAAAAGAAGCCAGAAAAGGUCACAAUAACAAAAAUAUUUGAUUUUGCCGGAGAAGAAGUGAGAGUCACCAAGGAGGUUGCUGCCGAUUCUAAAGAAGCCAAAGAAGCAACGAAAGAGCAGACGUCGGGGGAUGAGAAAGAGUCACCAGCAACGUCUUCACCUGGAGCCGGAAUUUCAGGAGUUAAAAGACCUGCUGGAGGUCUGGGAAGUGUGUUGGGCAAGAUUGGCAAGAAAACAAAAAUAAGUGUCCUGAACAGUUCCGGGGACAAAGAGACAUUUGGGGAGUUUGACGAUAUCAAGACAAGUACUGCUUGGGACCAGACGGGAAGUUUACGAUCGGGAAAUCAAAUUGACGGUGAUACAGAUUCGAACGAAUCUCUUAAAAAGGUUUCGGAUGCAUCGCUGAUUGUUGCUGAACAAAGUUAUCUUCGUAUUGAUUCAAAUGACAUCAGUAGGACUGAAGCAGAUUCUGGGACACACUUGUUUUGUAAAGCAGACUUCAAACCUGACCAGACGACUCGAUCGACAGUGUCUCCACCAAUGAAACAGCUGGGACGUUUUUCGUGCCGGAGUAACUGUGAGGGUAUGUGUGUGUGCUUCAUGCCUAGGAAGAGUGGCCUUCCUCCACCUCAGCAGGAUGAUCCAUUGGAUAAAUUCUUGAAAGAUCGUGAAAAUCAUUGGGACAGUGAUGAAGAACCGAGUCUACAGAUUCGAAGCCUUGUUAAUUUAACUUGAAUCUUUUAAUAUGUUAUUGAAAAUUGUUGCUGAGUAAAGAUUUUCUACAUAUUAUCCGUAGCCUGCCUGCCUGGUGAUAAGUAACAUAACUUAUUUCAGCAUGUUGUUAAGACUGAUGUUUAUGUAUGAGAGAUUUACCCCUUGAGUAACUUAUUACCCUGGCUCUUUAAAAAGUGUGCUAUUGCACCACAUUUGCAAGAUGUGAAUGAAUGUAUAUUUUAGCUGAAUCAUAUACAAUGAGAGAGUAUUAUUUAAAAUGAGCAUUUAUGUAAAUCAUGUAAAGACUUUUGAUUAUUGAGCAUUUAUAGAUAAUAAAAUUGUAGUUGUUCAAAAUA